This is a messenger RNA of Symbiodinium sp. CCMP2592, 7113 nucleotides long. Lineage: Eukaryota; Dinophyceae; Suessiales; Symbiodiniaceae. The record is from the annotation of a GenBank genome assembly.
AUGCAGGCGCUGGAAGGCUGCACGCUGAGGGUCAUUCUGGGCAAGACCAGGCAGUACUGGUGGUGCUUGCACAUCAGGACGGUUUGCAUCAACACCUUCUGGUUCAACGGCCGCAUAUCGAUUGGAGUACCCAGGUCUAGAGGAUUUCAAGCUCCAAACGACGUGUUAUCCAGGACACCGCUUGCUUCGUGGACAGAUCCGCCGUGGGCCACGUGCAUUUGGAGCAAACCACAGGAGUGCGACGGAAAGCUCGAAGUGGACUCGCCUUCAACUUUUCCAGACACCGAGGUUCGGCUGCUGGUGGACGGUGGCCACGAUGUCGCGCUGAAGUUGCGCUUUGUCGCAUCUGGGGAGGUUGCAGCCUUUGGGCAUGGCCAGAUCCGCAACCCAUUGCCGUUUGCUUUGAUUGUGGCUGCGGGCGUCAUUGCGGGAAAAGUUGCCUCCGGUGCAUGUGAUCCUGCCGCCUGUGCUCGCAUUGCUGCAGAGAUGGAGGAGAGUGGCCCCAGGAUCGCAGCGCAGCUGACGCUGGAUCUGGGCGCGGACCCACGUGCCUUGGCUGACGACGGGCUCUCGCCUUACACGGCAGCAAUCCUCAAAGAGGAUCCUUGCGGAAUGCUGAGUGGUCUCGACAGCGGCUUGCGUCUGAGGAUCUUGAGGGGCGACAGGGCGGCUUGGGCCGAGGUUGCACGCUCUGCAGAAGGUAAAGGUCUUCCAGACAUUGCUGCUGGAGCACUCUCGAGAGGGCUUCCAAUACCGGACAGCAUGGCCGAGGAGCUUCUGGGCUAUUGCUUCCAAGCAGAGCUUCCUCUACUCACGCUUCGAGUCCUGGCGCGAAUCGACGGCAAGCGCUUCCUCAUGCCGGCGCUUCAAAGAGCCCGUUCUUUGGCUUGGCGUCGAGUCGCCGAGAGGAUUGUGCAGCAGGCGCGGCCUGGGCUCAAGCCGUACUGGCUUAGCUCAGAGUCCCUGAGGUACGCAGUCCUGCAGAUCCAAUCUGGCUGCAAUCAGUACAGGCUUCUGUUGGAUUCCUUCCUGCAGUAUCUCAGAGCAUCUGAAGAAGAGGAGUUCCUGAAAGACCCUUGUGCUCUUCCGCGUGAUCGCGGAGGUGCAGAAUGCCCAAUUUGCUUGGAGCCACUUUGCAGGUCUACCCCAGUAGCUUUUGUGGACGCAGCUGAUGCUGCUGUUUGCCUACACCUGCUUUGCAGCAAGUGUGCGCGAGGCUACACAUCAUCCACCAACACGCAGGGGGAAGCCUUGAGGUGCCCUGAAUGCCGGCGACAUGCCAUCACCAUGAGGCAGCUUCCUUCGCUUAGCGAGGACCCGCUGCACUGGUUCGAGUUUUUGGCUUCGGACACAGUCAGUGUCAACGGCAAGGUUGCCAAAUCGAUGUUGCUUCGGACGAUUUCUUCCAUUCUCCCCGUCGAGGCAGAUGCCAUAGAGGCGGGCAGAGUGGGAACAGAGUUGAGCCAGGAGGUAAGUGCAUCUGACUUCCUUACCCAUGAGCUUUUUGUAUGGGUUUGGCGGAACGUGCAGGAGCACCUCCGAUGCAUGAAGCUUGGACCGCCCCCGGACCUUGAAGAGCGAAGGGCAUGGUUCAAGUAUUGGAAUUUGUCAGAGAGCGGCAGGCUUUCGCGAGCCGAGGUGCUGCGAGCAAUCCUCCGCUCUUUUCGGGUGAGCUCGACGGACAGGCAGAAGUUGCAGGAACUGCGAGCAAGAGUCGACAAGGUUUGGGAUCUCUGGCAUUCGAACCGCCUGGCCGUGCAAGGACACGCUGAUCCCAACUUUGUAUCCUGCGAGGAGUUCGCGAGAGACGGUGGCUUUGGCGAUUUGUUGAACGAGAUGUUCGGCUUGGAUCCUGGAGGGCAUGAUCUGCAUCCAGCACCACCUGUGGAGGCUUCCAGUGUCUCGCGUCGACAUGCUGGUCAGCGGCGGCAGCCUCAUGGAGUACCAAGUCCUCGAGGUUGGCGCCCUGCGCCGUGGGAUGGUCGCCCAGGCUCUGCUGGACAUCUGACCCGGCCACUUCCAGGCCCCACAGCCUUUGCGGCAACCGGCUCAGCCGGGGACGGGCCGCCGCCUGAUUUGGAGGUGCCGUCCGAGACGGUAGCACCUCCCGGCAUGUUCGAGGCUUCACCUCUAGCUAGGAUCCCAGUGUGGUUCCUCCAAAACGGUUGUGAGCUUGUGAAUACCGACAACCGACAACAGUGCUUGCUUCAGAAGUCUGUCUUGUUCUUCGAGCUAAUCCCAUGGACGUUGCAUCGACAUUCGGACUUGUUUCAGCAGUCGGCGGAAGAACAGUGGGUGGCACUGAUGAGUCUGGAUGGUGAUCUUCUUGUGGAGAGCCUUUCCAACUUGCCAGUCGAUCUGCAGGGCAGGCUAGAGCAAGUCGUGGAGCACAGCAGCCAGGUCCGAGACGCCCAAGACCGUGGCCUCCAGGUGAUCGUAGACACCAACUUAGGCACUGCAACUUGGCGGUUGCAUGGUGACUCGACCUCCACCGAGGAAGAAGACGUGCCUCAGCCCGCACCUAGUCGGUCUUGGGCCGACCAGACUGAGGCCCCUCAGACACAGCAGGCUUUGGUACAGCAGGCGCCAGCACCUCAGACUACACAGCCGGGCUUAGCCCAAGCUCAGGCCGCCAUGCCAACCUUGCAGCCUCUCAGCAAGAAAGGCACUGGAAAGGGCAAGCAGUCGCCUCCAGUCAAGGCGAUGCCACAGCCUGCGCCAGCCCAGCCACAGACAAUGGCUCUCACUCAGGUGCCGUGUGGCCAGCCACCAGCUAAGGCUCCCACAGUCUCGCCGCCUCCUUCGUUGUCGGCACUAGUCUUGCAGGCCACAGCGACUCAGGCAGACCCGGCGCAGCCACAGCCUCAGGCAGCACAGACAGCCACAGCCAAGGCUCAGUCACCGGCUCCGGUUGCAGACCCACCUCUGCAACAGCCUCAGCCAGCCUUGCAGCCAGGAACGCGAGGGGCGUUCCCAAACGACCUGGUCGGCUAUAAUGCCGGCUGUGCCAAAUGGGCAGCCGUAGGCGCUCAAGGCCUGCUGCCGCAGGCAGAAGUUCUGGAAGUCCAAGGGACAAUGGCUUCAGUCAGUGACUCCACAGUCACCUUCAAGGCAAAGGCCCUUCAGCACGGCGUCCCUGAGGAAAGCCUAACAGCCUGGGUGACAGACGGAAUACAGACUUACUCGCAGCUUCUCUUUCGCGUUGCGAGCGCACCAAAUGCCAUCGACAGUGGCAAGUUGGAUAGUCUGCUUAAGGGCAUGAAGCCCCCAGCCACAGACUCAGUCGCCUCAGCGGUCAACAGACUUCUUUUCGAGGCAGGCACUUUUGUCGUCGCUGAGUUGAGAAGCAGUCUGGAGCAGCCAAGCUCGGAGCCGACCCGCAGACUCUCCACACAAGAGCGAAGCAGUCGCCUCCAGGUUUUACAGUCGAAGCUCGGGAGCUUUCGCAUCUCCGGCCAGUACGAGCCAAGUCAUCAGUUAGUCGAUGCCUUCAGCAGCAUGAUCUCAGACCAAUCAGUCCGCCACGUGCCACUGAACCGCUGCAGUUGCAGAGAGCAGGAGGUUUCAAACGUCAAGAAGGUCGACCUCUCGACAGAGCUCAGGGUGGCACAGGCACUCAGCAGGCGUGGCCUAGCCAUGGAAAUGGCAGGCAUUGGGCCUCCGCCACCGAAGUUUGAUGCACCAGGCAUAGACUCGGCCAAAGCAGCCGCAAUAGACAAUGCCAUCAAGAACUGGCAGCAUAGCAUGCAGGUGGCAUACUUUCUUGUGCCGGUGCCCAAGCCAGAGAAGCCUGAGAAGCAGCCUUUCAAAAGAACCUGGGACCAGUCUUUCGCAGGUGAUAAAGGCGGAAAAGGCAAAGGCAAAGGUAAGUUCAUGCAGCAAGCGUGGCAGGCAGGAAAGAGUGGAAAAGGCAAGAGCGGGAAAGGCAAAGACAAGACUCAGACGUCGUUGCCAGCCGCGCUCAAGGGCCUAGACCCCAACUUCAAGGGUCAGCCCAUUUGCUUCAACCACAGUCUGCCGCACGGCUGCAGCGAAGAGACCUGGCAGACCGACAAGAUCCAUUUCGGGACGUUCGAUAGCUGCGUUUACGGGGGAGCCAGGCGAAAAGCGACCACGUUUUGGUCGAGCGCCCAGUCAGUAACAGCCCUGACACUGAGAUGUCACCCGGGACUGAAGCAUGUACGUCUGCCUUGGGGCAAGUCUGGAUCAGUCUGGUCCACAGCAGAAGAGGCUGCGUACCCACAGGCCCUCUGCAGGCACUGGGCAGCCCUGCUGACACAGGAGCUCGUAGACCAGAACAGACUCGAGGCACCGGGUCUGUGGCAUGGCACUCAGCGUUUUGCAGCAGCCGAAAGGGCCUCUUUGGGUCUGUUUCCCAAAGCUACGCACGCGCCAGUGACCGUGGACCCCUUUCAGGGUCAGCAGUGGGCGAAGCUCGACAGCGACUCUGACAGGACCAAGUUUGUGCCAGGCGUACGCCUUCAGGCAGCAGUGACCAGUCAGCACCCAGCUUGCUCGUUGCCGCCACUGCCUGAAGCCCUGGAGAGGACAGUGAAUAGCCUGAGCAGCCGCAGUUUGUCCGAGAUCCACAAGUUGCGCUGUCAGCGGCUGCGCUCGUUGUGCGACAUGGCUAAGGAGUUGCAAGAGCAAGAGGAUGCAGACCAUAGUCAGCUGCAGCCUCACAUGCGGGACAUCCUAAAAGGAAAGCGUCUCAGGCUGUUCGACACAAUACUGCAGGGAAUAGGCUUUCCAGACAAGCAGCUGGUCAGAGACAUGCGCUCAGGCUUUCGGAUCACAGGCUGGCUGCCGGACACAGACACUCGACCCAGCAAGGUUGUGCCGCCAGUCAUGCACAGAGAUGAGGUCUGGGAAAACAGGCAAAAGCACAACCAACAGAUCUGGAGCCAGUGCAAGCCAAGCGCAGACCCCAAGCUUGACAGGGAGCUUUGGGAACAAAGCCUCAAAGAGUGUGCCCAAGGCUGGGCCACCUUGGAAACUGGCCACACCCAAGCUCCAGAGAACUGCGUUUUAGGCCGCCGCUUCCCUGUCGUUCAAGGCGACAAAACGAGGCCAAUCGAUGAUCUCUCAAUCAGUUCAGUCAACUCCAGUCUGGGUUCAGACGAAAAGAUAGUCGUGCAGCCAUCUUCUAGCACCAUAUCGCUGGCGUUGCAUAUACAGUCUCGAUGCCUCUCCAGCAGAAGGAGGGCGUCUCAGCCAGCAGGGAUGAAAGGGAGAACAUUCGAUCUAAAGACAGCUUUCAAGCAGCUCGGCAUAGCCACUGAGGACCUUCCGUUUGCAAAGGUUUCGGUGUGGAAUCCAGACGCAGCCGCUCCUGCGGUCCUAGCGCUCAAAGCCUUGCCCUUCGGAGCCACAGGAAGCGUUCACGGCUUUAGCCGCUGCAGUCUUGCAAUCUGGCAGAUUGCAGUCAGCCUGUUGCUGCUGCCCCUGACGGUAUUCUUUGAUGACUACACCUCAGUCACAGUUGCAGAGGAUAGCAUAGCCUAUAUUUUGCCCAGAACGCCUUCGGGCUUUGUCAGAGUCAGCAACACAGAAGGCAGAAAGCAGGAAGUCACAGCGACCUGCCAGCGGGCACUAGCCUCUGGAACCUUCUCACCAGCAGAGUGCCUGGCAUUUGCAGGCAGGCUGAGGUGGCUAGACGCUCAGAUUUUCGGUCGGAAAGGCAGAUGGGCUUUCCGCACCAUCCUGGAGCACGGAACCAGGCCAGGCAGAAACAGACAGCUGCAGCUCUCUCCUCAGCUGCGUGACGCUUUAGUCUGGGUGCAGCAGCACGUGCCCACAGCCAAGCCCAGAGCCUUCAAAAGGCCACCGACCAAGGCAUACAACGUCUUUACUGACGGCAGUUUUGAAGCAGGGCUGGGGCGCAUAGGUGGAGUUCUCUGCAGCCCGACAGGUCAGCUCACAGAGUGGUUCCAGGCAACAGUGCCACAAGACAUAGUGCAGUCAUGGCUGGAUGAAGGCACCAGCCACCCCAUCUUGCAGUGCGAAAUGUUGGCAGUCUGUGUUGCAGCCGCACUCUGGGGCUCAGCCAUGGCAGAGUGGUCAGAACUGCAGCUGCCUUGGGAAGGGGGCACCUUCGGCUUCGUUUCUGAGGAGAGAACGUUCCUAGACGACUUACAGGACAGUCAGGCAGAGAGACAAGCAGCCUUGUCAAAGUGGAGUCCGCUUCUUCGAGCAGUGCCUCACUUUUUCCAGCCUGAAACAGUCAGUGAAAUAGCCAACGAAGACAGCUGCGUGGAGCUUGGGAACCUGGACCUCAGGUUCGCCAAGAAAAGUACAAACACACUUCUUAACAGGGUCAGCAGUCUCCAGAGGUUGGCAGCCUGGACGCUGAAGGCUUUCCCUCACGAGCCUCUGAGCGAGCCUCUGGUGUUCUUGUACUGUCAGCACGUGACUAGUCAGCAGCCCAGCAGCAGCGCCCCAGACCAGCUGUGUCAGGCCCUCAACUUCAGUGAGGGCAGCCUGGGUCUUCAGGUGCCAGCAGCGAGACUAGUCAGUCCGAAAGUGCAAGGACUCGCACACCAAAGCCUCAGGAAGCAGAAGCCAAGCAAGCAGGCGCCCGCGUUGAGCACAGACCAGGUCAGGUGGCUUCAGUCUUUUUCAGUCUCAGACGAGUCUCAGCACGAGUGCUACUUGGCGGCCACCUUCCUCUUUAUGGUGUACGCUAGAGCCAGACACAGCGAUGUGAAACGCAGCCAGAAGCUGAUCAUCGACAGAGAUGAUGCAGGGCAAGCGUGGGCUGAACGCUGGUUAGAGCUCAGGAGUGACCUCGGCCUUCGGUGCGAAGGUAGCCUCAGUGACAGUCCUCUUCUACCAGAACUGGCGGCAGAUGGAAGUCUAUUACCAGUCAAUAUGGACUCAGCGACAGCAUCAAGGUGGCUCAGGUGCUUACUCGCCAAGCAGCCUGGUAGCAAUGCAGACGACAUCUUGAAGAUGUCCAGCCAAGGUCUCAAGGCAACGUGCCUUAGCUGGACCAUGAAAGCAGGCAUACCAGACGGUGACCAGACACUCUUAGGUUACCACAGUCGCGGCAAGAGUUCAAGUGCCAUGAGCUACGGCCGUCAGGACGUUGGCAACGUGACGGUGAACGCCUAG